CUGACGAGACACUUCACAUCCUCUCUCCUCCUCGGCUUUGAAUUGAGGUUGACGACUGCUUCUCAUCCACAUCCUCCGAAGCUCCGUAAGCCUCAUUUUCUUAGAAUUUUGUAUACGCAAUGGUCGAAGAAAGUCUGAUUUUGUGAAUUCACUUGGUGAUAUCAGAUGGAUAGCAUCAGUCAUCUGCCUGAACAUCUGCUUUUGAAGAUUUUGUCUUUUCUGCCUACUACCAAAGAUGUUAUGGCCACGAUGGUUCUGUCCAAACGUUGGCAGUUUCUAUGGAUGCUUGUGCCAAGGCUCAUAUACGAUGAUAGCAACGAGAACAUCACGAAAGAAAGUUUCUCGAGGUUUGUAGACAGAUCCUUGCUUCUGCACAACGCUCCAGUUCUAGAAUCUUUGGAGUUCAAGCUUGGUCAAAAGUUUAGUGAUGUGGAUAUUGGAGUAUGGGCUACAACUGUUUCUAGACGCCAUGUCCGUGAGCUGGUCGUCGACAUUGAUAGAUCUUCUUGUGCAGCUCCUCCAGCCAUCCUUCCAAAGAGUUUGUACAUGGUAUCCGGAAUGCUUGUAACGUUGAAAAUUAACAACAUGGUUCUUGCUGAUGCUUCUUCACCCGUGUCUUUCCCAUCUCUCAAGGGAUUGAGCCUUGAAUCCAUCAAAUACCCAGGUGGUGAUGAAUUUGUCGACAGCCUUUUAUCCAGUUGUCAUGUUCUUGAAGAUUUGUCUGUGAAGCGAUGUCUUGAUGACAAUGUUACUAUUUUCACCGUUCGAGUGCCUUCUCUAAAGAUUUUAACUAUGCUUAACAAACGUGAAAAAACUAGCGAUGAUGCAGAAGGGGUUGUGAUAGAUGUUCCCUCGUUGAAGACAUUGGUUUUUGAUGAUUAUACUGGUGGGUUUUGGGUCCUUGAGAACGACAUGCCUAACAUUGUAACGGCAGAUAUUGACAUUAGGUAUAGUCAUCCAGGCAAGAUUAUGGGUUUUUUAACUUCAGUCAAGGAUCUCCUUUUAUGUUUAUCAUCCGCAAAGGUAUUUUAGUCGCGUCUUUAUCAUUCUGCGCUCUGCACUCUUUUUCAUUAUAGAAUCUCUAAUGGAACGGUGUUUAGAUUAAACAAUCUUUCUUAAACCAUGGACUUGCAGGACGCAUAUCAUAGUGGUCGUGUCUUCCACUGUCUUGGCCAUUUUACUCUAUGCAGAUGUGACCAGCAGUGGUUGAACCUACUUAUGUGUGUGCUUAGAGAUUCACCUAAAUUAGGUGGUCUCAAACUUGAUCAGUACCAUGGCUCUCAGGCGGAUCAACCGAGCCCAGCGCGGCGGCGGUUGAGCAGCGUCGAGACAUAUCUACGACAUUUCUGCACAGGAGGAGGAGUUAAGGACGAAGGAGACUGGUUCUACUCGCGGGAAUGGUGGGAAGGCGGCCACCCUGUUUCACAGUCUACUUCCACCAAAGGGAACGGCGUCGUCUCCGUUGUCGCACAUCCUUCUUCUCUUCCUAGUAGAGAUUCAUGGGCAGAAACUGAGAGAUGGCUGGAGAAUAGGUAUAUGGAGAUAAUGGGAAGAGACAGAGAGAGGUUUAAGAUACUUGGAUAUCAAUGGAGAUCCCUUCGCUUCAACGAUGAUACUCGACAAAGCACUGUCAAAGUCAUGGCUGCUUGUAGAGUAUUGCAACCCAGUUCCAUUUUCUACAUGCAACAGCCUCAUUGCCUUGCUGUUCCAUAUUUGAAGAGCAUGGUUUCAGUGGGAUUGGCUUCUCUUGCAGCUUCUAAAUAUGAUAUGAGGAAUGCAGCUAUUGGGAAAAAACAAAUGCGCAUAUUAUGCGUCGGUCAUGGCGGAGGAAGCUUACCGUUGUUCCUAGCUAAUCACAUUCUUGGUGCUGUUGUUGACAUAGUCGAGAUCGACCCAGUAGUUAUUUCAGAGUCGGUUCGAGCAAUGGGCUUCCCUGCAUUCUCUGUCAUGGCAGCAACAGGGAAACGUGCGUUACCCACUCCUGAUGUUAUCGACCAAUUGAUGUGGCGAGGCAUCCACGAGAGACUCUUCCUCUACGAGUCAGAAGCUAAGGAAUUCAUUCUCAAGAAGAACCAAAAUAAUUAUUAUGACAUGAUCUUCAUGGAUGCUUAUGAUGGAGCAGACAUUUUUCCCCAUAGUCUGUGGGAUUCCGAUUCUCUGUUUGUGAAAGCUCUGAGCGAAAGACUUCACCAUGAGCAUGGGACUCUUGUGGUGAACCUUCACUCAGAUGCAGACAUCUCUGAUCUAGACAGAUCAAACGAAGGUGCACCGGGAAAGUAUGUGAGGAAAGUAGGUAAAGCCUAUAAAAAGGGUUUAAUGGAGAAUGAGGGUAAUGGGUUGGUUUUUGCUUGUGAAGUUCCAUGGCUAUGUAAUGUAUCUCUGGUGGUGAGCAGAGGCAUGAGGUCAGAGGGAAGACAUAGAGACAAAAUCAAGAGCAAUCUCAUGAAGGCUUCCUUAGAAGUGGACCAAAUCCUGCGUCUUCCUUUCCCUUGCUUGGAUUACCUGAAAACUGGUCUUGCUAUCAUAUAA
Eruca vesicaria subsp. sativa (arugula) is the source of this 2529-nucleotide messenger RNA. The record is from the annotation of a GenBank genome assembly. NCBI's taxonomy places the organism in Eukaryota, Viridiplantae, Streptophyta, Magnoliopsida, Brassicales, Brassicaceae.